UUCGUAUUGACAUGUCUUUCUCAUGACGUUUUGUUAUUUUAUUGUCAAAAUAAUGUAGUUUUUAUUAGUGUCAUUUUGUAAUUUGCGAAAUUAGUUCGUGUGUGAGUGGAAUCGCGCGUGGCCUCGUUCCCUUUAAAUAAUAGUAAUGCCAUUAGUGACCGUACAAAGGAGUCCGAGCACUAAUAAUGCACCAGAAGAUAUUUUUUUAAAUGAUGAUCUGUUGGUGUUUGCGGUGCUUGACGAAGAGUGUUAGUUCAGUUUAAACGAUGUUAUACAUACUCCCUCCGCCGAGGGCACCGAAUCCACCAUCUCCUUGGGAUAGUAUCUUAUGCUCAUCGGGUGUCGGUGCCGAACCUUCGACCAACACACAAAAACCCCCAUGGGACGCGAGCAAGAAUGUUAAAAGGCAUCCACCACGAGUCCGCCUACGAAAUUUAAAGUUAACCAAAGUCGCCGACGGAAGUUCAGGGGUCAUCGGAGAUGAAGUCGGCGCAGGUAGAAAUUCGAAAAGCCUUAGCGAAUGCUACUUCGCCGGAAAAGGCACUGCUCUGGUGCUGCCGGCUGAGGCCCAAAAAUCGAGUCGGCAAACCGAGGCUCACGGUAGCAACAUCCAGAAGCACUUGCAGUCGAUGUUCUACCUUCUGCGGCCGGAAGAGACCUUAAAAAUGGCCGUCAAAUUGGAAAGCGUACACUCUAGUCGAACUAGAUACUUGGUGGUUGUUUCGAGAAUGGGCAAACGUGCCGAAGAAUCUUGCCUCUUGGGCAUCGAUUGUAAUGAGAAGACUACCGUCGGUUUGGUGUUGCGAGUCCUUGCUGAUACUGCCAUAACACUUGACGGCGAUGGUGGGUUCAGUGUUAGCGUGUGUGGACGUCAUCAUAUCUUCAAGCCUGUUUCCGUACAAGCCAUGUGGUCAGCACUUCAGACUCUUCAUAAGGCGAGUUCCAAAGCGCGCGAACAGAACUACUUCCAAGGCGGUCUAUCACACGAUUGGGUCGAUUACUAUGAGCAAAAAAUCGAAUCGGAUAGAUCAUGCCUUAACGAAUGGCACGCGAUGGAUGAUUUGGAAUCGAAGCGGCCCCCAUCUCCCGAUUCCGUUCGAACGAAGCCCACCGAACGGGAGGAGGCCGAAAAAGUAAUUAGAUCCACCCUGAAAGAAAUUAUGAUGAGCGUCGACUUAGAUGAGGUCACAAGUAAAUGCAUUAGAAUUAAACUAGAGGAGGAGUUAGAUAUGAAUUUAGCCGAAUACAAAUCGUUCAUCGAUCAGGAGAUGUUAACCAUUUUGGGCCAAAUGGAUGCACCUACCGAAAUUUUUGAUCACGUGUAUUUGGGAUCUGAAUGGAACGCUUCCAAUUAUGAGGAACUCCAGAGGAAUGGCGUGCGUCAUAUUUUAAAUGUGACCAGAGAAAUAGACAACUUCUUCCCGGGGACGUUUGACUACUUAAACAUUCGCGUAUAUGACGAUGAAAAGACGGACUUGCUGAAGCAUUGGGAUAACACGUACAAAUACAUAACAAAGGCUAGAAAGGAAGGAUCAAAGGUUCUCGUCCAUUGUAAGAUGGGUAUAAGCCGAUCAGCUUCGGUCGUAAUUGCUUAUGCGAUGAAGGCGUACAAUUGGGAUUUUAAAACUGCAAUGCGACAUGUUAAAGACAAACGCAGCUGUAUAAAGCCCAAUACUAGUUUCGUAACGCAACUGGAAACAUAUCAAGGUAUUCUGGACGCAAUGAAGAACAAAGAGAAACUGCAGAGGUCCAAAUCGGAAACAAAUUUAAAAUCGCCCGGCGAAAAGGGCGAACGUUCAUUACCACCCGGUAGCCAACCCACUCCGCUACUACAAGCCUUGUCGCGAAGCGCAGUUUUGCAAACGACCAUGUCGGGGCAAGACUUACGACAGCUCGGAACGCGACCGAAGUCGUGGUCGCCCGAGAUCUCCCAGGACGCGGAAGUUCUGUCAACGUCAGUCACGCCCUUUCGCUCCCUGGAAAAUCUGAACAGAAAAUCCUUGUCGAAGGAAUCGUUAGGCUCAUUAAGGAGGCACAAAAGUGUUACAAAACUCCACAGAAAUGUAUUACUACCAUGUGAUAAUGGAGAAUCUUACAGCGUUUCCCCAAACCAAAUCAGGCACUUACCUGGACAGCUUCCGUGCGACAUUGAAGCCGUCGCGGCCACCGUCAAACAAAUGGUGAACGAAUUCGAAUUACAAAGUGAAACUGGCAGUUCCAAGGAGUGUCGCAAGAAAUUAGUUUUAAAUCUAACGCCAAAUGCGGACGAGUCGCCACCAACUUCCCCAUCAAAUAGUUCCUCAAAUCAUCCAUUGGAUGACGUUCUGCCGACAUCUAAACUAACACCGCCAACGCUUAGAGCGGUUCUCGUCAAAAAAGAAAUUUGGGACCCCGGAGAACAAAAAUCGAUCGCUUACUCAAACGACUCAACCAAUAAUGCCUGUGAUUUUAAUUGUAGUGUAAAUAGUGAACAAUGUGAACCCGAACAGACAAUGUGGACGGCCUCUACAGUACUGCAACCUGUUGAAGCAUGUGCUGCUCCCUAUAACGACAGUGUAAACGAAGUUCCUGAUACCUAUCAAACUAAAUUGUGUAAAGACGGUGAUCCAUUCUCUAAUCAAUUGGAUCGCGUAUUCGAUCGCGAGGAAAGAAAGCAACAGCGCAAUUCCGUUAUUCCACUCUUACCACCGAACAUUAUAGAGGGCGCUGCCGACGAUUCCCCCCGCGAUUGUCCCUCGAGACAAAGUUCGUGGGGCUCCUACGACAGUGCCGUAGUAUUAGGUUAUCAGAGUGAAACUCGGGACGCACCGUCGCGCCACAGCUCACUCGGAUCGGGAGACACGCGAACUUUACCUUCGCGGAACAGCUCCUGGGGAUCCUACGACAUGCGACCCGGGGGCCCCGUCUAUUAUAUGAAUGAGAAAGGCGAAAAGACUCUGCACGUCGAUACGGCUGGAAAUUGUGAUGAAACCCCCUGGUAUCCAGGGACGGUUAGGCGAUCGAAACGGAGAUUAGAGGAGGGGAAGUCGCCCUCAUUAGAAACGCUUCAAUGCGAAUUUCCGGACAGAGAAAACGUAGUUGAGGCAUUUAAUUUGGCUCUCAUAGAGAAUUUGCCCGAAAAGGAAACGGUUUCUAGUGCCAUAUCAUCCGAAAUCAACAUAGUAAAACCGAAAGAAAACAGCUUAAACGUAUAUAACUGUACUCGUUUAUCGGCAAGCGCACCAGAAAGAUCUUCGAUCGAUAUCAUCCCUCAAGAAGGUGGUUCACUCUCUCGUUCGACAUCAAAUGUUAGUCAAAUGUCAAAUUUAAAUGUGAUAUCUACUGCACAGUGCUCUUCUGUUAAAAAGCACAAACAUUUCAUGGAAUCCUUGAAGGAUUCCAAAGUACUUAAAGAAGAACUGCCACCAGAACCCGACCACAAUAUUUCGGGCAUCGUACGAAGUUUAAAAAAGGAGUUUGAGGCGAAGACUGUUACUAACGUCGAACGAAUGAAUCAAACAAAUGUGGAAAUUGCUCAGGACGACAGCUCGAAACCUAAGAGUCUACCGUCGUCGCCGCACAGCGUUCACAUUGAGAAGGAUAAAUGCGAUUUAAGCCCUACCAAUUCAGAUCCGGGCGAAGAUCUAAGCUUUAAAAUGCUAAUCGGCAAAUUUGAGGAUUGCACAAAGGGCAAGGAAUCCCAAGUUAAUCUCCGACCGAAAGUAUUCACGCCAAAUAAUCAUCGUACUAGCCGUUUUUCCUGCAUCGAGGUCUCGAACGACACUUCCUCUCGAGCGCCUCUCAUCAGUAGUUUUAAUAUAAGCAAAUCGUUCUCAGAAAAGUCGGGCAACCAUUCGAAGCGACCGCCGAUCGCUCCAAUAAAAAAUCCCACGCCUAACGUUGUCGUCGCAACCGUCAUUGCGAAGGCCAGCUUGAAACAGCAGCAGUUUGGUAAAAGUCAUCCCUUAGCUAAAAUAAAUAUAAAACCACGGCGGAAUCCUCUAUACAAUACGAUGUAAGGAAAGCUCAACAUCUGCUCACCUACUCUUAGAAAAUUAGCAAUUUUGUGAUCUCCAACGAUUGUGUUUAUAUAAAUUUAGUGGCAAGGAAUUUUGCAUUUUUUUUAGAUUCAUUUAAUAAAACAUUUUGUUACACGAUUUUCUAUUUGUUUGAAACGUUACAGAUUUGCCAAACUAUGGACCAUUUAAGCUAUAAGGAUUCUCAAGUAAACCAUCAUAAGGUAUUUUAAGCUGUUGUAACAAAGAGCAUUUUUCUUAAGUUAAAUCGUUACAGCUUAGGUUAGAUGGCUGUCCAGAAAUCUAGUCUUGUAUGUUUGCGAUUGAUUGUAUUUGUUGUGAGGUAAAAAAUAGACUUGAAACGAUAAAUUUACUCAUGCCAAUGUUAUACGCAUAAAGAUACCUCAACUUCUCUAAAAAAAACUAUAUUGUCUCUAUGUUGCCUUAAGACUUGUUAAAGAAUAUACUAUAUUUGUGGAAAAUCUAAGUGUACAGUUCUAUUUGCAAAGGACCAUAGUUAAAUAAUGGAGAAGUUGAAAGGGUAACACUUCACUUAUUACAGGUUUAUUCUUCAAGCUUUGUAUGUGUGAUAGAACAUAAAAGUUUUUUGUACUAUAGUGUGUAAAGUAUAUUUAAGUUGUAUCGCUUAAAAAUUAUUUUACGUGCAAAAAAGAUGAAUAAAAAGGUCAACAUUUUGAACAUA
Photinus pyralis (common eastern firefly) is the source of this 4698-nucleotide messenger RNA. RefSeq lists its product as uncharacterized. Gene Ontology annotation, biological process: protein dephosphorylation; negative regulation of actin filament polymerization; actin cytoskeleton organization. Lineage: Eukaryota; Metazoa; Arthropoda; Insecta; Coleoptera; Lampyridae. Gene Ontology annotation, cellular component: cytoplasm. The transcript has 8 exons. The coding region runs from base 267 to 3998 and encodes 1243 amino acids. The record is from RefSeq and is a predicted model, not a curated record. Gene Ontology annotation, molecular function: protein tyrosine/serine/threonine phosphatase activity; actin binding.